AUGUGGCUGCAAUCCUUGAGUUGCUUGACGAGAAUAUCAGAUCACCUACAAAAUAAAAUAAAGCGUGAUAGCGACAAUCAAGCUUAUCUUAAGCUAUGGAUUGAUUUACUUAAGGAGUUGAAGGAUCUCGGUUUGGAUGAUAAGGAGGAAGUUAGACUGGGUACAAUAUCGACGUUAUUCCAGUCCUUGGAUUUCUAUGGACACACUCUAUCAUCUCAAAGCUGGGAGCAAAUCAUCUGGGAUGUCAUUAUACCCUUAUUGGACAAUACCUUGUCAUCUGGCUGGCAUGAAUCGCUCACACUCGCGUUAGACUCCACGGCAAGCUUAUUUAAGAAUUAUUUGCAUUCAAAUAUCAAGCAUUUGGAAUCAUUCAACAAGCUCUGGAAGCAUUUGUGUGAUAUCCUCGAACAAGUCAUGCUUGUAGCAGACAACCAGUUGGUUAGUUCAACACUUAAAGCGUUUAUUUCAAUAGAGGAGGUCUUUAAACAGGAAGAACUAGACAAUGACAUAUAUCAAGUUAGUUGGAAUACCUCUUUGAAGUCUUUCGAUAUCAUUAAAUCAACCGAUUCACAAUUCGCUCAGGAAGGACUUGAGUUGCUGUUAAGGUUUAUAAAAUACCAUUACGACUCGCAGGGGUCUACCUGGGAUGAUAAUCGUUGCGUUGAGUAUAUCAAAUCAGUGGAUUUUGUAAUAAGAUACCCCAAUUACUCUAAUUUUAGGGCAGAUACUGAUCAUUUGACACCUCUACAAAAUCAAUCAUUGAAAUGUCUCGCAAGUGUAGAAGAACACAGUGAUAGCAUCAUGUCAACCGUUCUCGAGAUAUUUUCAGAAUGGGCGUCAUUUGCAUAUGAUAAUGAUCUAGUGCUUAAUUCUAGGGUAUCAUUUGUUGCACUAUCGAAGCACAUCAUGGGUAAUUUCACAUCAUAUGUGAGACAAUAUUGCUUGACUGGAAAGAAAGUGAUCACAAGUUCUUCAUUGAGAGCUUCACUGAUUGCUUUGAGUAUACCCCUGCGGAUAAAGUACUCUUGUCCUCCUGCUAGCAAGCGCGAUGAUAUAACUUUAUGGGAAAUUGCUCAAGACCAUUACUGCGAGUAUACUCAUGUCGUAUUGGAGAUUCUCCAGCAGCAGAAGAGUAUUAUGGAGGAUGAUGAGCAAAUGAAUAUAAUCAUCUGCUUGAUAGAGAUAAUGAGAGAUAGCUUCAAAGUUGAUAGACGGUUAGCGAUGAACGAGCCACUCGAGCGACAAGCCCGAUGGGAGAAACACGAAGUAAAACUGAUAGACAACUUCAAAGAUACUCUCCUACCCCAGUUGAGGAAUAGGAACUUACCUGAGACGCUAAUAGACGAGCUCAUUGGAGUUCUUUGUAAUGCAACAUACCCAUAUCUCAAUCCUGAAGAUUACAAAUAUGGAAGUUUGAUAGAGGAGACGACGAGUCCAGUUGAGAGAUUAUCGUAUUACCUAUUUGAUGUUUUGUUCGACAUCUGCGAAGAGAAGCUAGACCUACUGGAUUUAGUACCCAUUGUUCAAAAGCACAUCAUAUCGAGAUGUAUAGCCUCAUUUGAACGCUACUGCUGCGAUAGGGAUAUCCAUGGUAAUUAUCCGCUAACUAGGUGUAGACGGUACGAGAUAGUAUACAUUCUGAACAAACUACAUUCAUUGCUUAUCUCAAAAAAAUUGGACAAAACACUGGUACAAGAAUUGAAACUAACAUUGGCUAAAUUACUAGCAAUAAUUCAUAAUGAUCCAUUCAAUCCACGUAUAAAUAGUCAACCUUCAAGCAUAUUAAACAUUGAAUCAAAACAAUUAUCUCACAACAUCCAUCAAUUGGCUUUAAAUUGCUUGUCAAAUACAUGAUGUACAAAAAUAAUAAAA
This is a messenger RNA of Wallemia mellicola CBS 633.66, 1872 nucleotides long. RefSeq lists its product as hypothetical. Bases 1 to 1854 code for a protein of 617 amino acids. The record is from RefSeq and is a predicted model, not a curated record. The transcript is spliced from 6 exons. Lineage: Eukaryota; Fungi; Basidiomycota; Wallemiomycetes; Wallemiales; Wallemiaceae.